AUGCGCUGGAUAUUCCCCGUGCCAGUUCUUCUGAUGUCCUGGUUUGGAGUGGACCAAGUAAAAGCAAACUCGUGCAUCAGAACUGCAUUAUGGGCACUAUGUCUCAGCCCCCUUGUUCAGGCGGAAUGCCAAACCCGCACCAUAUACUGCUACGAGUGUGACAGUUGGACAGACUUCCGGUGCAAAGACCCGUUCAACUACACCGCCCUGCCCAGAGACCAGCCGCCUUUACAGACUUGCAACGGCUGCUGCGUCAAGAUGGUGCGAUAUUCAAAAAGUCCAUACGAGGUCGUCAGGCGCACGUGUACAUCGCAAUUACAAAUCAAUUUGUUCAUGGUGGACCACGUUUGUAUGAUGGAAAGUACAGGCACUGGUCACAUGUGUUUUUGCGAAGAGGACAUGUGCAAUGCGGCGGCGACUGUCGACAUCACACUGGCGCUGGUCGCGGCACUAACCUUGCUAGCAUGUGCAUGUUGCAGGUGA
Messenger RNA from Parnassius mnemosyne (clouded apollo), 483 nucleotides. The record is from the annotation of a GenBank genome assembly. Lineage: Eukaryota; Metazoa; Arthropoda; Insecta; Lepidoptera; Papilionidae.